Ascochyta rabiei is the source of this 573-nucleotide messenger RNA. RefSeq lists its product as uncharacterized. The transcript has 2 exons. Gene Ontology annotation, cellular component: preribosome, large subunit precursor; nucleolus. NCBI's taxonomy places the organism in Eukaryota, Fungi, Ascomycota, Dothideomycetes, Pleosporales, Didymellaceae. Gene Ontology annotation, biological process: ribosomal large subunit export from nucleus. The coding region runs from base 1 to 573 and encodes 190 amino acids. The record is from RefSeq and is a predicted model, not a curated record.
AUGGCAAAGACGGCCAAGCUCAAGAAGAAGCAGGUCGCCCCCCACUCCCGUGCUGCUCGCCGCGCUGCUUCUCCCUCCAUCAAGCUCCCCGAGGACGUCAAGACCAGGACGCGAGACUCACACUCGCCCUCGAGGCCCUCGGAAGCGAAGCACCACGUCCUCUCCGCGCAGAAUGCCGGCAUCUCCAAGAAGAAGGGCGGUAACCUCAAGCGCGCACAGCGAGUCCGCGCGCAAAAGGCCAUGGAGCGCGCAGCAGACGACAUGGACAAGUGGGAGCUGAAGAAGGCGAAGAGCAUAACGAAGGCUGCCUCCAUCAAGGAGCGAGCCAAGCUGUGGGACGACAUCAACGGAGAGAGCACGAGCGGGAAGAAGAGCGCUUCUGCUACCUUGGCAGACGACAACGAGACCGCGGCGAGCAAAAAGGAGCGUGAGUGGGUCAGCGACGAGGACAUGGACGACGCUGCAGCUGCGAGAGACGCUGCCCUACAGAGUGAAGGGAAGACGGUGGAGGCCGCAGCUGCAGCCCCUGCGAGCGGCCCAGCAGCAUCCGCACAGGAGGACGAGCUGUUGUGA